This is a messenger RNA of Capsicum annuum, 1464 nucleotides long. RefSeq lists its product as uncharacterized. The record is from RefSeq and is a predicted model, not a curated record. Lineage: Eukaryota; Viridiplantae; Streptophyta; Magnoliopsida; Solanales; Solanaceae.
GGUGGUGCAGGUACUUGGAGCGACGGGAAGCUAGUUACUAGAAUUGGCAGAAACAGCGGUAGUGUUUUAGCAGUUUUGAAAACGUUGGUCCAAUUUGGAGCUCCACAGAAAAUUUUGAUUGAUGGAAAACCUCAUCUAGGAACUGAUAAAUUGAUUCCACUUCUUCAAAAUUUCCGGCGAUACCUUGAAUUGUUGGGUGUCGACAUCAAGUUUGGAACAAGAGUAGACGAUUUACUUGUCGAGGAUAAACAUGUGGUGGGAGUCAAAGUUUCUGAUUCAAGAGAGAACAGCUCACCCUCCACGAGCCAGCAGUUGGGGUAUGAUGCAGUGGUUCUUGCAGUUGGGCAUUCUGCACGUGAUACGUAUCAGAUGCUUCUUUCUCAUGGGGUCAGCUUGGUUGAAAAAGAUUUUGCUGUUGGCCUGCGAGUUGAGCAUCCUCAAGAAUUAAUAAACAGCAUACAGUAUUCUGGAUUGGCCAAUGAAGUUCAAAGUGGACGCGGGAAAGUGCCUGUUGCUGAUUACAAGGUUGUUGAAUAUGUGAAUACAGAUGGUAUCGCUUUGCCUUCAAAUUCUGUACCAAGAAAUCGCAGUUGUUACUCCUUUUGCAUGUGUCCUGGUGGGCAGGUAGUUUUAACCAGUACAGAUCCAUCAGAGCUCUGUAUCAAUGGCAUGUCCUUUUCCCGACGGUCAUCUAAAUGGGCGAAUGCUGCACUUGUUGUUACAGUCUCGUCAAAAGAUUUUGCUGCUUUGGACUUGCACGGACCUCUCGCUGGUGUUGAAUUUCAGAGGAUGUUUGAACGAAAGGCAGCUGCAAUGGGCGGAGGCAAUUUUGUAGUACCUGUUCAAACAGUGACCGAUUUUCUCGACAACAAAUUGUCAGGGACAUCAGUGCCAUCUUCCAGUUAUAGAUUAGGAGUAAAGGCAACAAAUCUCCGUGAAUUAUUCCCUAGUCACAUAACCAGCUCUUUACAACAAUCACUUUUAAAGUUCGACAAAGAGCUACCGGGAUUCAUUUCCAGCGAUGCUCUUCUUCAUGGAGUAGAGACAAGAACUAGUUCCCCAGUCCAGAUCUCGCGAAGUGCUGACACUUACGAGUGCACGUCCUUAAGAGGGCUUUACCCUAUCGGAGAAGGUGCGGGUUAUGCUGGGGGGAUAGUCAGUGCAGCUGUUGAUGGCAUGUAUAGCGGCUUUGCAUUAGCGAAAAGCUUAGGUCUUUUUCAAGGCAGCAUCGAGUCGGUUUUAGGGAAGGCUCAGAGUGCUGGAUUUAUAAAAUACUAACACCAUUAUAUCUAGUUUUGUGUUCAUUACUAUGUAAAUCAUAGGCUGCUCAUUGUUGAUCUAGCAACUCUUCAUAUAUAGUUCGUCGCGAUCAGAGGAGAGGCGAAUCCACGAUUUAGAGUAGUCAGUAGGUUCUAGAAAUGAAUGUUGUUUAUUAUUGCAAGCAUUUUAAAGUUUUCUGGACCA